CAGAAGUUGUGCACAUCUGAGUUUCCAUGGAGAAAGUUGGCGUUGUGGGAAGCAAACACCAUUGUGAUGCAGUUUUCUGAUAAUGAGGAUAACAGAAAGCGUCAAGACAAUCAUGUCCACGCAAAUUCUCAACAAUUCAGAUCAUUCUAUCCUACUGAAACUGGCAAUCGACCUUUGCUCUAGCUGAUGAGCCAGAUUUCUCCAGGACUAUUUCUCAUCCCAUUUACAUCCUCUUUGAAAAUAUUCAAAUGCCAUAAGAAAUCUCGAUCGAUUUGCACUUAGCUUUUUGGUGGCCCUUUCUACAAUGGAGAGAACUGUGUUAUAGCCCUGGUCAAGGACAGAGCCAACUAAUGCCCAUAGACUACGGGUGGGUGUGGAAGGUUUCGAAGAGGAGUACUCAGCACGCGUGUAGACACUCAGCAACAUGGAAGCGAGCAAGUUUUGAAAAGCACAGCUUCAAGGACACUCCAUGAGUCUGCAGGGCUUUCAAGCCACUAGCACUUAAGACUUUGUGAUAACAAAAUGGACACUGGGGACCCAGCUCUCGUGCAAAAAGCUACCUCAAGAUCUGGAGAAACUGAGAAAGUAUCAGGUAGAUGGAGACAGGAACAAUCAGCUAUUAUUAAGAUGAGCACUUUUGGCAGUCAAGAAGGACAGCGACAGCCCCAACUAGAUCCUGCGCAAAUUGGAAACACCGCAUCAUCGGCACAACUCUUUGGUUCGGGAAAACUGGCCUCUCCUGGCGAAGUGGCCCAGCAGGUCACAGAGAAGCAAUACACACCACACCGACCGACUCCUUACUCAUGCCAACAUUCACUCUCUUUCCCUCAGCACUCAUUGCCACAGGGGGCCAUGCACAGCAACAAGCCCCACCACAGCCUCGAGGGCCCUCCCUGGCUUUUCCCUGGCCCUUUGCCAUCCAUUGCCUCUGAGGACUUAUUUUCUUUUCCCAUCCCUGGCCACAGCGGUGGGUAUCCCCGAAAAAAGAUCUCUAGUCUGAAUCCCGCUUAUAGCCAAUACUCCCAGAAAAGUCUCGAUCAGUCUGAAGACACUCACAAGAAAGAGCACAAACCCAAAAAACCCGGCAAGUACAUUUGCCCUUACUGCAGUAGGGCGUGUGCCAAACCCAGUGUACUGAAGAAACACAUCAGGUCCCAUACGGGUGAGCGGCCAUACCCGUGUAUCCCUUGUGGCUUCUCCUUCAAGACCAAGAGCAACUUGUACAAGCACAGGAAGUCUCAUGCCCAUGCCAUCAAGGCGGGCCUGGUCCCUUUCACAGAUUCGGCGGUCUCUAAAUUGGACCUGGAGGCCGGUUUUAUUGAUGUCGAGGCAGAAAUCCAUUCAGACGGAGAACAGAGCACAGACACGGAUGAAGAGAGUUCUCUCUUUGUGGAGGCUGCCGACAAGAUGAGCCCCGGGCCCCCUAUCCCACUGGACAUCACUGGCAGGACCGGCUACCCUGGGUCUCUGGAGGACUCGUUGGGUGGCCAGGUGAAAGUGCCCAUUUUGAUCAUCCCCAAGAGCGGGCUAUCCUUACCCAAUGAAAACUCACCCUACAUAGGCUCGGAUCUGCUGCCCACCUCCUCUCUGAGCUCGAAGGUGGACGACUCCCACACGGUGAAGCAGAAGCUUGCAUUGAGACUGUCAGAGAAGAAGGGCCAGGAUUCUGAGCCUUCCCUCAAUCUCCUGAGCCCGCACAGCAAAGGGAGCACCGACUCAGGUUACUUUUCUCGCUCCGAGAGUGCAGAGCAGCAGAUCAGCCCCCCCAACACCAAUGCCAAGUCUUACGAGGAGAUCAUCUUCGGCAAAUACGGUCGGCUGAGCCCCAGGAAUACCCUCAGUGUCACGUCGGCCAGCCAGGAGCGGGCCCAGAUGGGGAGAAAGGGCCUGAUGGAACCGUUCCCCCAAGUCAAUACCAGGUUAGACGUUCAGAUGUUUGAGGAUCCUGUGUCCCAGCUCAUCUCUAGCAAGGGGGACCUGGAGCCGACCCAGACAGGCCUACUCAAGUCCUCUAAGUUCAACAGUGAGUCGAGGCCUUCCCAGCCUCUCGCAGCUUCCUUCAGGCACGAAGGCAAGCUCUAUCCUGGGGGUGCAAUUUUGCCAGGCAGCAACCCAACACUCUUGGAAGCUCCGGGAGACUCAUCCCCACUUAUUCGAAGCAACUCCAUGCCCACCUCUUCGGCCACCAACCUCAGUGUCCCCCCUUCUCUGCGAGGAAGCCACUCGUUCGAUGAACGCAUUACCGGCUCGGACGACGUGUUCUACCCGGGCACGGUGGGCAUCCCCCAGCAGCGCAUGCUGAGACGUCAGGCAGCCUUCGAGCUGCCCUCGGUGCAAGAGGGGCACCCGGAGGCUGAGCACCACCAUCAGCAUCACCACCACCACCACCACCACCACCACCAUCACCAUGGCAGGGUGGCCAGAACGCUGGCAGGCUCGUCCAUCAAGGAGAAGAAACUGAUUCCAGAGAACAGGCUUGGCUAUGAGUAUGACAUCUGCAGGAAGUCCUAUCAGAAGUGGGAGGACCCGGACACCCCCAAGGCCACCUACAGGGACGUGGCCUGCCUGGGCGCUCUGAAACACAGCGGGGACUACUUCAUGGACCCUGCUGUGCCCCUGCCCACCGUGCCUACCCUCUUUGGCACCACCUGCGAGACCCGCAAGCGUCGCAAGGAGAAGAGUGUGGGUGAUGAGGAGGACUCACCCAUGAUCUGCGGAGGUGGUGCAGGGGGCAGCGAGUACGACCCCCAGGUGCCAACGCAGGAUGGCAUGCGGAGCGGCUUUCCGGGGGUGGCACCACCCUACGACCUGGCUUCACUGGGGCAUGCAGAACGCUUUGACCCUACCAGGGCCCUGAUGCUCUCUGCCAGCCCCUCUCUGGGCUCAGAUGAGGUCUGCUCGGGCCCUGACGCAGCUGCUGAGAAGAUGCCCGAACUGGGGGGCAGCAGGAAGCCCCCUGGGAAUGUGAUCUCUGUGAUCCAGCACACCAACUCGCUGAGCCGUCCCAAUUCCUUCGAGAGGUCCGAAUCGGCAGAGCUGGUGGCCUGCCCCAGUAGCAGUAGCAGUGGCCAGGAGAAGGCCUCUUCGUCGUCGCCUUCAGAGGUGGGUGACAGCGAUGCCAUCGCAGAAGCCCCCGUGAGCCCAGAGUGGCCCCAGGCUGCAGAGGGAACGGACAGCGGUGCCCGACCCUCCCCUGCCCAACCCGGGGCCCCCCAGCCCUCUUUGCAAUCACAGCCCCGCCUGGUGCGCCAACACAACAUCCAGGUCCCCGAGAUCCGAGUGACCGAGGAGCCCGACAAACCCGACAAAGAGAAGGAAGUCCCCAGCAAAGAGGCCGCGGAGAAGCCGGUGGAGGAGUUCCAGUGGCCCCAAAGAAGCGAGACCCUGUCCCAGCUGCCUGCAGAGAAGCUGCCCCCCAAGAAGAAGCGCCUGCGUCUGGCAGACAUGGAGCACUCCUCUGGGGAGUCCAGCUUCGAGUCCGCAGGCACUGGCCUCUCUCGCAGCCCCAGUCAAGAGAGCAACCUGUCCCACAGCUCCAGCUUCUCCAUGUCCUUCGACAGAGACGACCCCCUGAAGCUGCCCGUGCUGCCCCCCAACAAGCAGGAGGAGCUGGGCAAGCACUCGGAGUUCUUAACGGUCCCCGGGGGCUCCUACUCCCUGUCGGUGCCAGGCCAUCAUCACCAGAAGGAAAUGCGACGUUGCUCCUCGGAGCAGAUGCCCUGUCCUCACCCUCCCGAAGUCCCUGAGAUCCGGAGCAAGUCUUUCGAUUAUGGGAAUCUGUCCCAUGCCCCGGGGGCAGCAGCUGCGGCCUCCACCCUGUCCCCGUCCAGGGAGAGGAAGAAGUGCUUCUUGGUGCGACAGGCGUCCUUCAGUGGCUCUCCCGAGACGGCCCAGGGGGAGGCCGGGGCUGACCUGAGCGUCAAGCAAGAACAGCUGGAGCAUCUGCACGCUGCUGCAGCUGCAGGCCUCAGGUCUGCUUGGCACCCCGCCGCCUGCCCCGUCCUCCCGCCUCUGCAGGCCGGCGAGGAGUCAGGGAAGCAGGUGCUGGCACCCUGUGCCCCGCUGAGCUCAGGCACGCUCCACCUGGCCCAGCCGCCCCUCAUGCACAUGGACAGUCAGGAACCCCUGCGCAACCCCUUGAUGCCGCCUGCCCCCUACAUCCCCAGCAAGCACUUAUCCGAGCAGCCACCCUUCUUUGCACACCAAGAGUCUCUCCCCUUCUCUCCCAUCCAGAACGCCUUGUUUCAGUUUCAGUACCCAACUGUCUGCAUGGUUCAUCUACCGGCUCAGCAACCCCCUUGGUGGCAGGCACACUUUCCACAUCCCCUUGCUCAGCACCCUCCGAAGAGCUACGGCAAGCCUUCUUUCCAGGCCGAAAUGCCUCCUGCCUACCCCUUAGAACACGUGGCUGAGCCCGCGGGCAAGAAAUCCUCUGAUUAUGCACAUCCAAAAGAGCCAGCCAGCCUGGGCUAUGCAGGAACAUCAGGGCUACCUUCAAAGAGCCUUCUUCUCAAGUUCCCACCAGACCAGAGCUCCAAAUCAACGGAUACUCCCUCAGAGCAGAUUCUUCCCGAAGAUUUCAGCUCGGCCAAAUCUAGCUCGCUGCAGUCCUUGCCAGGAACGGUGGUUCCAGUGAGGAUCCAGACCCAUGUGCCAUCCUAUGGGAGUGUCAUGUACACAAGCAUUUCUCAGAUCCUUGGGCAGAACAGCCCUGCCAUCGUCAUUUGCAAAGUUGAUGAAAAUGUGACCCAAAGAACACUGGUGACCAACGCGGCCAUGCAAGGGAUGGGCUUUAACAUCGCCCAGGUCCUGGGACAGCAUGCAGGCUUGGAAAAAUACCCCAUCUGGAAAGUCCCCCAGACCUUACCCCUGGGCUUAGAAUCCUCUAUCCCCCUCUGUUUACCAUCCACCUCAGACAGUAUGGCCAGCCUGGGGGGCAGCAAGCGCAUGCUCUCUCCCGCCAGCAGCUUAGAGCUCUUCAUGGAAACCAAGCAGCAGAAAAGGGUGAAAGAAGAAAAGAUGUAUGGGCAGAUUGUAGAAGAGCUCAGCGCGGUGGAGCUCACCAACUCGGACAUCAAGAAGGAUCUCUCUCGCCCUCAGAAACCCCAACUGGUCCGGCAGGGCUGUGCUUCCGAGCCCAAAGAUGGCUCCCAGUCUGCAUCCUCUUCCUUCUCCUCACUGUCCCCUUCCUCGUCUCAAGAUCACCCUCCAGCCAAUGCACCUUUGAGGGAGUCAUUCCCUCCAAGCUCCAGGGCACCUCUUCUAGGGCAGAAGUCCUGCGAACCCUCAGAAAGUAAAGAGUCCUCUGAUGAAUUAGAUAUUGAUGAGACCUCAUCGGACAUGAGCAUGAGCCCGCAGAGUUCCUCCUUGCUGCCUGGAGACAGUAAGCUGGAAGAGCAGAGGAAGGGUCACAGGCUUCCUAUUGGCAUGCUGGUGCAUAUGGCCUCAGGCCCCACUGGCAAGGGGGCAAACUCAACUCUUCUUCUCACGGAUGUGGCAGAUUUCCAGCAGAUUCUUCAGUUCCCCAGUCUGCGGACAACAACUACUGUGAGUUGGUGCUUCUUGAAUUAUACAAAACCCAGUUCCAUGCAACAGGCCACCUUCAAAUCCUCAGUUUAUGCUUCAUGGUGCAUUAGUUCCUGCAAUCCAAAUCCAUCAGGAUUGAAUACCAAGACCACGCUGGCUCUUCUGAGGUCCAAGCAAAAAAUCACUGCAGAAAUUUAUACUCUGGCUGCUAUGCACAGGCCCGGAACUGGCAAACUUACAUCCUCAAGUGCUUGGAAGCAGUUUGCUCAGAUGAAACCAGAUGCAUCCUUUUUGUUUGACAGCAAACUAGAAAGAAAACUAGUGGGAAAUAUCUUAAAGGAAAGAGGGAAAGGAGAUAUUCAUGGAGACAAAGAUAUUGGAUCCAAACAAAAUGAACCAAUCCGAAUUAAAAUCUUUGAAGGAGGGUAUAAGUCAAAUGAAGAUUAUGUAUAUGUCAGAGGACGUGGACGUGGAAAGUACAUCUGUGAAGAAUGUGGGAUUCGCUGUAAGAAGCCAAGCAUGCUUAAAAAACAUAUCCGCACUCAUACUGAUGUCCGGCCCUAUGUAUGCAAGUUAUGUAAUUUUGCCUUCAAAACAAAAGGAAAUCUUACGAAGCAUAUGAAAUCUAAAGCACACAUGAAAAAAUGCUUAGAAUUGGGUGUCUCGAUGACAUCUGUAGACGACACAGAGACGGAGGAAGCAGAAACGAUGGAAGAUUUGCACAAAGGGGCUGAGAAGCAUAGCAUGUCUGGCAUUUCAACUGACCAUCAGUUCUCAGAUGCCGAAGAAUCAGAUGGCGAAGAUGGUGAUGAAAAUGAUGAUGAUGAUGAUGAAGAUGAUGACUUUGAAGACCAGGGAGAUUUGACACCAAAAACAAGAUCAAGAAGCACCAGUCCACAGCCUCCUCGAUUCUCCUCCUUGCCUGUGAAUGUUGGCACUGUACCACAUGGGGUUCCUUCUGACAGUUCCCUGGGGCAUUCUUCAUUGAUCAGCUAUUUGGUUACUUUACCUAGUAUUCAGGUGACUCAGCUCAUGACGCCAAGCGACUCUUGUGAUGAUACCCAGAUGACAGAAUACCAGAGGUUAUUCCAGAGCAAAAGUACAGACUCAGAACCAGACAAAGACAGGUUAGAUAUACCAAGUUGUAUGGAUGAAGAAUACAUGUUGUCUUCAGAUCCGAGCUCCUCGCCGCGGGACUUCUCACCCUCAAGUCGCCAUUCUUCACCAGGAUAUGAUUCUUCACCCUGUCGAGAUAAUUCUCCAAAGAGGUAUCUGAUACCCAAAGGAGAUUUAUCACCCAGGAGACUUUUAACACCGAGGAGAGAGCUGUCACCUAUGAGACAUCUUUCACCAAGAAAGGAAGCAGCUUUGAGAAGAGAGAUGUCACAGAGAGAUAUCUCACCUAGAAGGCAUCUGUCUCCAAGGAGGCCAUUGUCUCCUGGGAAAGAUAUUAUCACAAGAAGAGAGAUCUCUCCCAGGAGAGAGAGAAGGUACAUGGCGACGACCAUCAGAGCGCCAUCUCCUCGAAGGGCUUUAUACCACAACCCACCAUUGUCCAUGGGACCAUAUUUGCAAGCAGAGCCAAUUGUCUUGGGGCCUCCUAAUUUAAGAAGAGGAUUACCUCAGGUUCCUUACUUCAGUCUCUAUGGAGACCAAGAAGGUGCUUAUGAACAUCCAGUCUCCAGCCUUUUCCCUGAGGGUCCUAAUGACUAUGUCUUCAGUCAUCUUCCACUCCACUCCCAGCAACAAGUGCGAGCUCCUAUCCCCAUGGUGCCAGUUGGUGGGAUCCAAAUGGUUCACUCCAUGCCGCCGGCCCUUUCCGGUUUACAUCCUCCACCCACUUUGCCUCUGCCCAUGGAGGGCUCUGAGGAGAAGAAAGGCACUUCCAGGGACUCCUUCCCGAAGGAUCCCUACUUGCUUUCUAAGCAGCAGGAGAAACGAUCUCCACACCUUUUGCAGUCAACUGGUCCGCCUAGCACCCCCUCUUCUCCUCGCCUCCUGAUGAAACAGAGCACUUCAGAAGACAGCCUCAAUGCCACUGAGAGGGAACAGGAGGAAAACAUCCAGACUUGUACAAAAGCCAUUGCCUCUCUCCGGAUUGCCACAGAAGAGGCCACUCUGCUUGGGGCAUCAGAUCAGCCUGCCAGGGUGCCCCUGGCAGAUCAGCCCCAUCAGAAACCCUUGGAAAGUGCACAUGCUAGCAUUAGACACUUUAGUGGAUCUGAGCCAGGCCAGCCCUGUGCCUCAGCUCCCCACCCUGACUUGCAUGAUGGUGAAAACGACCAUUUUGGUACAUCACAGACUGCAUUAGCUCACUCCACGUUUUACAGUCAGAGAUGUCUGGAGGACAGACAGCCGGGCUUUCUAAGGAGCAAAGAAUUACCUUCAAGCACAGAGGAAAGCAAAGAGUCUUCAUCAGAAAAGAGCCAACUACAUUGAUCUAAGAUGCAUGGAGACUUUUCAUUGACACAUUUCCCCAUUUGUUUUUUUGUUUGUUUUGUUUUUUUCUAGAAAUAGAGGUAAUCCAAUUGAUAGCAUGCCUGUCCUAAGUUACAGUAGUUUGCUAUUAUAUAUACUUUUGUUAUUUCAAAAGAAUUAGGAAAAUUAACAAGUCAUCAUGAGCCUGACCAAAACAAAAUUUGAAGUUAACCUAUUGGGUCUGGUACUUUUCAACUUGUACAGAUGUUUGUGCCUUUUCUUUACUUUGCUUAUAUUCUUAUAAGCACUUUUUAGCAGUACUUUGUACAUAUUUUAGAAUUUGUGUAUCUGCUUUGUAAUAAAUGUAAUUUCUUUCCUUUUUGGGACACUUGAUCUAAAUGAUGUAAAGCAAAACAGCAUCAAACUAUAUGUGAGGUUGCACUAAAAAAUAUUUUUAUAUGAUUAAAACUGAACAGCUUUUAUGUACAGCUCUGAUUCUGUAAUACUAAUAUUUAUUUACUUUGUUUCAUAAAUUGUACAUUUUUUCUUAAUGUUGUGGAUUGCUUUUCUAUGUGAAGCAUGGGAUUUACUGUUGCAUAAGUAGAACAAAAAGUGUAUAUUGUAAACAAGAUAUUUAAACUAGAGUCUUAUUCUGCACUUAUACAUUAGUUUAAAAAAAGAUAAAGGACGUACUAGUCAGUACUUAACGCUUGUAAAUUUUUUUUCUCUUGUUUGCUGGAUUGACUAUAACUUAAGUGCUGAUUGUGAUUUUCAACUGAUAGUACCGUAAAGCAUUAAAGUAAACAAUGUGCUCUUGUGAGUUUUUUCAAAGCUUUAUAAAUCAGUUAUAAAUAAUAUUAAAAGUAUUUGGUCUUAUGUGAACAUGUUGAUCUAUAUACUCAUCUGAAAAUAUGGGAAAACAUUCCACCCCAUGUAAAUAUGUACAAGUGCAUCACUGGUACAAUUUAAUGUAACUCAUUGGACACUAGGUUGCCACAGACCUAUGCUAGGGUGUCUUUAAAAAUUAAAGUGACAGAAAAAACACGUGGGACUGUGUAGAGCUUGGUUAUCGGCCGGCCCGGUGGCUUGGCAGGCAGUGCUGUGCGCUGCCCAUGGAGAAGACCUGGGCGUCCAAGUGUCCUUGGUUCUUUCUGCACAAGAAGGUGACUGGAACUAAGGCUACUAGAGAGGAGUUGCGCUUGGACUCUGAAGGUGGGGUGUGGAAGCAGGAAGAGGCAUGGAGACCCGCUCACCAGCCCUUCCUUCCUGCCAGCUGAUCCACACGGUAACAGGGUUGGCAUAAGCUUUAGGGGAAGUCACUUUACCCAUUGGAAGAGGGAAGAGUGACAUACUCCUGGCUAUCUCAGGGGGAUUGAGGAAAGAAGCUUUCCAGGGAAAAGAACUCUGGAGGAGGAUGUCUUUUGUAUACUUUCACUUUUGGAAGGAGCUUUGGAUAGUGUUGAUGGCGGGGGAAGCCUUUGUAGGUGCAGAGGAAUGAAAGGAAGGGAGGGGGGACAACACGUGCACCAACGCACACAUACAAUCUGGGUUAUCUUUGUGCUAUAUAGUGGAUUAUAAUUCUGUGAAACCAAGUUUGUAUAUUGAAUUACAUUAAGAAGUGUUCUUUAAAAAGAGAAAUAAAUAUACAAUUACAUGCUUGA
Suncus etruscus (white-toothed pygmy shrew) is the source of this 9605-nucleotide messenger RNA. RefSeq names its product HIVEP zinc finger 2 (gene HIVEP2). Bases 523 to 7965 code for a protein of 2480 amino acids. NCBI's taxonomy places the organism in Eukaryota, Metazoa, Chordata, Mammalia, Eulipotyphla, Soricidae. Gene Ontology annotation, biological process: regulation of transcription by RNA polymerase II. Gene Ontology annotation, molecular function: RNA polymerase II cis-regulatory region sequence-specific DNA binding; DNA-binding transcription factor activity, RNA polymerase II-specific. The record is from RefSeq and is a predicted model, not a curated record. Gene Ontology annotation, cellular component: nucleus. The transcript has 8 exons.